Messenger RNA from Brassica oleracea var. oleracea, 672 nucleotides. RefSeq names its product DNA-directed RNA polymerases IV and V subunit 5B. Gene Ontology annotation, molecular function: DNA binding; DNA-directed RNA polymerase activity. The coding region runs from base 1 to 672 and encodes 223 amino acids. The record is from RefSeq and is a predicted model, not a curated record. The transcript is spliced from 4 exons. NCBI's taxonomy places the organism in Eukaryota, Viridiplantae, Streptophyta, Magnoliopsida, Brassicales, Brassicaceae. Gene Ontology annotation, biological process: DNA-templated transcription.
AUGGAGGGGAAAGGUAAGGAGUUAGCGGUUGGCUCUGGUCUGAGCAAGUCCCUUGAUGAAUCACGUGUGGACAGUCACAGCUAUUACCUGGCGCGUCGAACCACCAUGGAGAUGCUCCGAGACAGAGGAUACGAUAUCUCAAAUGAAGACAUUAACCUCACUUUACAGGAGUUUCGAGCGCUCUACGGCGACCGGCCCAACGUAGAUAGACUCCGUAUCUCAGCACAACAUUGUUCUGAUUCUUCAAAAAAGAUAGCUGUUGUGUUUUGCGGAAGUGGUAUAGUUAAAGUCAGUGCGAUACGCGACAUCGCAGCCGAUGUACUUGGUCGAGAAAAUUUAACCGGACUGAUAUUGGUUCUCCAAAGUGAUAUAACAAAUCAAGCUCUAAAAGCCGUUGAACUUUUCUCUUUUAAAGUCGAGUUAUUCCAGUUAACCGAACUGUUGGUUAACAUAACCAAACAUGUCUUGAGGCCAAAACAUCAUGUUCUGAAUGAGCAAGAGAAGGAAUCACUCUUCAAGAAGUUCAGUAUUCAGGAGCAACAACUUCCAAAGUUAUUGAAGAAAGACCCGACAGCGAAAUACUACGGACUAGAGAAAGGGCAAGUCGUGGAGGUCACAUACAAGGGCGAGGGCAGUGAAUCUGAUCAUGUUUCAUACCGAUGCGCUUGGUAA